UUGGAGACAGCGUCGAGAUCCUUGUUGUUUGUUGUGAUUUGCUUGUGUACUUCCAUAACUUUUCACGUAUAGUUACUUCAGAGCUAAGAUGCUUGCUGAUCGCGCGCAGGAUGUGAGCAAUAGUCUGUUAUCGCAUCCGUCGGAGUCCGGGUGUCGGAAGUUUGAUCGGGCCUCGGUCGCAUACGAAAAUCUCAGUUCUCGGUUCAAGUUGAAGGAACGUAACUUUAAUCGUCAGUAUGCGCACCUGUACGCCGAACGACUAGAGUCAAGACAUUCAGCUAUCUCGGGGGCUGCGCGUAAAAAGUUAGGAUCUGAUGUACCACAGAAGAAGUUGUCCGAAAUCGAAAUUGGUCAGAAGUGCAUUGUCGUAGGCACCUCUUUCAAGCACAUGGAGUUGAAGCCGAACAUACUAAAGGAAGUAUCUGAAGAGCACAACUUGCUGCCUCACCCGCCGCGCGACCGCUACACGGACGAAGCUGACCAGCUGAUCCUGGAGGAUGAGCUGCAGAGAACCGUCCUCGUCGGAAACGUAGAUGUCCAGAAGAUGGUGACGGGUAUUAUCAUGGCGGUCAGAGGUCAAGAGGAGGAGGAUGGGAACUUCCACGUUGACGACUACUGCUUUGCUGAAGCCACUGAGCAGCCUUCUCUCUCACCUUCUCAGGAAGACAAGUACCUGGCGAUCGUGAGCGGGGUCGAGCUCGGGGACAACGCAGCGACGGCGCUGCGCCUGCAGCUGCUGCUCGACUACCUCGGCGGCUCGCUGGGAGGAGAGGCGGACCAGGAGGGCGCGGCGAGCGUCGCGAGGGUCGUCGUAGCGGGCAACUCGCUCGCCCGCUCGACGCAGUGCCGGGACGCGAGCAGCAAGCCGAUGUCAAGGAAAGAGCAAGCAGGCAGUGUCGAUGCCAUCAAAGAGUUGGAUGACACGUUACUAGAGCUGGUGAGUUCCGUGGAGGUGGAUCUGAUGCCGGGCUGCUACGAUCCCACGAACAGCAUGCUCCCGCAGCAGCCGCUGCACCGAUGCAUGUUCCCGCAGGCCGCCAAGUACGAGACGUUCCACAACGUGACGAAUCCCUACGAGGCGUGCGUCGACGGCGUCAGGAUCCUGGGAACGUCUGGCCAGAACGUCGACGACGUCUACAAAUACUCGGACGACGACGACGCGAUCACAAUCAUGGCGAGCACGCUCGCGGUGGGGACACCUCGCACCGACGCGCACCCGACACCUUACCAUGCUACCCCUACAACAAUGACGAUCCCUUCAUCAUCAACACCAAUCCACACAUCUAUUUUGCCGGAAAUCAGAGCAGAUUCCAGACAAAGACUAUCGAGAUGUCGAGCGGUUCAGCGGUGGCUACUGGUGGCGGUGCGCUCAGGUUGCGACGCGUACUGGCUCCAAACCUGUGGCGUUUCGUUAACCUUGGCACGCUCAGCUGUCACGAUAACCGUCGUCAUCGAGACCCGAACUCACUGUCUACCGACGACGGUACGACAACGAAACGAGUCCCGAGUCCGAGAAAUGACGCAGCCGAUCUACAUCCACAUUUACAUCUACACCUAUAUCUGCAACUACAUCUACAUCUACACCUAUAUUAUCUGCAACUACAUCUACAUCUACAUUUACAUAUGUGUCUACAUCCACAUCUACACCUAUAUCUACAACUACAUCUACAUCUACAUUUACAUAUGUGUCUACAUCCACAUCUACAUCUACAUCUACAUCUACAUCUACACCUAUAUCUGGAACUAUACAUCUACAUCUACAUCUACAUCUACAUCUACACCUAUAUCU
Messenger RNA from Priapulus caudatus, 1789 nucleotides. Its product is annotated as DNA polymerase delta subunit 2-like. Lineage: Eukaryota; Metazoa; Priapulida; Priapulimorpha; Priapulimorphida; Priapulidae. The annotation marks the transcript as partial. The record is from RefSeq and is a predicted model, not a curated record. The transcript is spliced from 12 exons. Gene Ontology annotation, molecular function: DNA binding. Gene Ontology annotation, biological process: DNA strand elongation involved in DNA replication; DNA replication. Gene Ontology annotation, cellular component: delta DNA polymerase complex.